UCUAGGAGGCGCAUCUUCGGUUAAGUUGCUCCUCUUUUUCUCCCGUCAGCCCUUUCGCCGAGUGGGCGGUGCUUGGGUGAGCUGAGGCAGAGCGAGCGAGGCAGGCCUGGGUCGUGUGUCGGCUGCGCGCGCCGCUCCCCUUGUCUUCUCGCUCUCUCCGGCGCUGCUUGUGCCAGCCGCCUCCAUUCCCUGCCUCCUUCCCCGCGGCGGAGCCUUCCGUCGAGGCCCUCCCCCCCGGCGUCCCACCCCUUUUCUCUCUCCCGGGCGGCCGUUCUUUGGCGGCUCCUGCCGUUCUCACGCUUGGGUUUUUGCUCGGUGGGAGGCGGACAUGUCGGCCUCAGCGACGGCCCCGGCCCCUGCGGAAGCGGCUGCUGGCGGCGGCGGCGGCGGGGGGGACAAGCAACGCUCCUCUUCCGCCACGGCCGCGAGCGCCGCCUCGGCCACGGAGAGCAUCGACCUGCUGGAGAAGUGCGGCGUCUGCCGCGAGCGCCUGCGCUCCGAGCGGGACCCGCGCCUCCUGCCUUGCCUCCACACCGUCUGCAAGGAGUGCCUGAAGACCGAGCCCGCCGCCGCCGGAGGGGGCAACAACAAGGAGGAACAAGUGGUUGACUGUCCUGUGUGCAAGCACCAGUGUUACCUAAAGGAUGUAGUGGAGAAUUACUUUUUGCGAGAUGGUAGCACAGAACCUCUUGGAGAUGCAAGAGAUGCCAACCAGUGUUGCACCAGUUGUGAAGACAAUGCCCCCGCCACCAGCUACUGCGUGGAAUGCUCAGAGCCCCUGUGUGAGACGUGCGUGGAAGCACAUCAGAGAGUCAAGUACACCAAGGACCACACUGUCCGGUCUACAGGUGCCGCCAAGUCCCAGGAGAGAGAGAAGACUGUCUACUGCUCGGUCCACAAGCACGAACCACUGGUGCUGUUCUGUGACACUUGUGACACCCUGACCUGCCGGGACUGUCAGCUGAAUGCGCACAAGGAUCAUCAGUACCAGUUCUUGGAGGAUGCGGUCAAGAACCAGCGUAAGAUGCUGGCCACAUUGGUCAAGCGCCUGGGUGAUAAGCAUGCCACUCUACAGAAGUCAACCAAGGAAGUGCGUUCCUCGAUCCGGCAGGUGGCUGACGUGCAGAAGCGAGUACAGGUAGACGUGAAGAUGGCUAUACUGCAGAUCAUGAAGGAGCUCAAUAAACGGGGCAAGGUCCUGGUCAGUGAUGCACAGAAAAUUACUGAAGGGCAGCAGGAGAAGCUAGAGAGACAGCACUGGACCAUGACUAAGCUCCAGCGCCACCAGGAGCACAUCCUGCGCUUUGCUAACUGGGCCCUGGAGAGUGACAACAACACCGCUCUGCUGCUUUCCAAAAAGUUGAUUUACUUCCAGCUGCACAGGGCUCUGAAAAUGAUUGUGGAUCCUGUGGAACCCCACGGGGACAUGAAAUUCCAGUGGGACUUAAAUGCCUGGACCAAGAGCGCAGAGACAUUCGGUCAGAUAAUCUCGGAACGGAGUGGCUUGCCAGUGGUGCUCAAUGCCCAGACCGGCCAGCAGCGAGCCAAUGCCACUGGUGCUGCAUCUGGAGGAGCAAGGCCUGGUGUCCCACCUUCUCAGGGUGUCCAGCAGUUGUCUCUGCAGACAAGCGUGAUGAACAAGGGAGCCCUGCUCCAGCCUGUGCUGGCUUCCAACAGUCAGCAGGGUAUUCCUGACUGCUACAUUAAUGAAGCCAGUGCCUCUUCUGCGGGGCAGCCAAUGGACAUCAGUGAUGGCUUCGGUAUAGAAGGAUCAUAUUCUGGUGAAGCAAAUGUGUCUGGAACAAAAAGGCCCCGUGGCCAAGAUGGAGAGUCGGGUGGCAUGCGCAAAGUGCCCCGCGUGAGUUUGGAACGACUGGAUGUGGACUUGACAACUGACAGCCAGCCGCCUGUCUUCAAAGUCUUUCCAGGCACAUCCACCGAAGACUACAAUCUCAUUGUGAUUGAACGUGGGGCCCAGCAAGCUGCUGCCGCUGCUGCCCAACAAGCAGCCACUGCAGUGAAGGAGGAGCAGAUGGAGGCAGCCAUUGAGCACCCUGUGGGCACUGAAGGGAAGGACACCAAGCCCGUCCUACCCCAGGAUGCCCCCUUGGCAGAAGGCUCUUCAGCCCCUCGGCUCAUCUCUCCCAGCGGCAGCACUAGCUCCGCUACAGACAUGCAGUCCAUUCAGAGCCAUGACGGCACAGCCAAUGGAGAAGAAGCGGCUUGCUGCAGGGUCUGCCUGAAAGCCGGCGCUGUUGUCAUGUGUGACGGGUGCAAGAAGUGCUACCACCUGGAUUGCCACCUGCCUGUCCUCCAGGAAAUCCCCAGUCAGGAAUGGAAGUGCCUGCUGUGUGAGGAACCAGUGGCCAUCCGUGAAGAAGUUGGAACUGCCUUGACUCCGAUCUCCGUAGAUGGCGAGCUGAACAUUCUCAGAGAUGCUGACCAGCAGAGAUGUGAACGAGUCCUCCUUGAGUUGCUGUGUUAUGAGCCUUGCAGGCCUCUUCACCGACUCUCCAACACCACGGAGGGACAGAACACCAUCGACUUGACCUUGAUCAGAGCUAAGCUGCAGGGGAAGCUCUCCCCACCCUACAGCUCUCCCGAUCAGUUUGCCGAGGAUGUCUGGAAGAUGUUCAGGCAGUUUAACAAGCUGACAGAGGACAAGGAGGAUGUCCAGUCCAUCAUUGUGCUGCAGCGCUUCUUCGAGUCCAAACUCAAUGCCGUCUUUGGGGACCGCAAGUUCUCAGUGCUGGCAGACCCCAUCAAUCUGGACGAGCCACAGAGAGGAGAGAGCAGCCUUCUUUCCCACAGCACCCCAGCCGCUGAUCUGGGUGAAGUUGCUUCUUCCAAGCCCGAGGGAAGUGGCGGGAACGAGGGAAUGGCAGCAUAACAGACCCUGCCUCCUGUCAUCUGGACCAGCAUUCCACGGAGGAGAGGCGAAGGAGGGCAGCUCCCUGUCUGAAGCUGCCCUCGCCUGUCUCGGCCACUCCACCCCUUCUGGUCCUUCCUUAAGCAGCCCUCUGUCCCCCGUUCUGCACCUCUCUGCCUUUUUUUAGAGUUAUUGUAGAAUUUGACUGCUUAGGUAAAUGGUUAUAAAUGGUUUGUCUCUCUUCACACUUCCUCCCCCCUUUUUUGCUUGAUGAAUUUUAUGCCCUUGUUCUGAAAGUUUGUUUUUUGUACUGAAAUGAAAAUCAGGACCGUCUCCCUUUGGUGUCCUCUUAUAUUCUUUUUUUUCUUGGGGAACGGGGAGCAGGCGAGGGCAGUGGCUUUUUUUUCUGCCUCCCCUUCCACCCUUUUAAUGCUCUUUUAUUUGUCCCUUUCCAACCCAGAGAAAGCUCUUGUGGCCCACACACAAGGUGGAUCUUCUGACAAAUUGUAUACUGACGGUUCUUAGUUUGUCUCCAGGUUCCCAACCAUACUGAGCCAAAGUCACAGUGUUGCUCUGCCAGCAACUCUGGCUUGAGUUAGAAGGGGUGACAUCUCUAGACAAAGUUCCCCAUGCUCCUUUCUGGUCCCCUUGUGCCAACCUUUAAGUGUAGACAUCUGACAAGUACAGUCUUUGGGCCUCCACAAAGAGCUGUUUUCUGAGGCAAUUAUUAGUCUCUCAUGGAAUUUUUUUUGACCCCCUAUGCCCUGUAGGCUGCCUAAUUUUUUUCCUGUUAUUCAAGAGGUGCCCGCUCCAUAGGCGAAGGUAGUUGUAGUUUUAAAAAAUCCAGUUUUGUCCCCUCCGUGUAGCCGUACUUUCUGGCUGUACGUAUUUUCAAAUGCUUUCUGGGCCUAGUAGUUUUUCCACACUUAUCUCCCAAGAGCCAUUCUCAUGGAACUGUGCUUUUUUUUGCUUCUGUAUAUUUUAGAAGUUGCUUCUUCCAUGUUCGAGAAAUAAAACUUGUUUGCGACUUGGCUUUUGG
Gekko japonicus is the source of this 3908-nucleotide messenger RNA. RefSeq names its product tripartite motif containing 28 (gene TRIM28). Gene Ontology annotation, molecular function: zinc ion binding; transcription corepressor activity; protein binding. The transcript has 18 exons. Lineage: Eukaryota; Metazoa; Chordata; Lepidosauria; Squamata; Gekkonidae. The record is from RefSeq and is a predicted model, not a curated record. Bases 329 to 2890 code for a protein of 853 amino acids.